AUGGACAGAAACCAAUUGCAACGCCAGGUUGCCCUCAAGAGAAGCUCUCUGUUUGAGCAGCAGUUCCUGGAUUCACAGCAAUUCGUACAGCUGGAGGAUUUGGAAGACGAUGCUAACCCAAAUUUUGUGGAGGAAAUUGUGACAUUGUUCUACAAAGACUCAGCUAGACUGUUCCAAAAGAUUGAACAAACCAUGCAAAGUAGACCAAUUGAUUUUGGCAAGCUGGAUGAUUACGUGCACCAGUUCAAGGGUAGUAGCUCAAGCAUUGGAGCUAUAAAGGUGAAGAAUGAAUGCUCCCAAUUUAAGGAAUUUUGUUCGGCAGGAAAUGCUGAAGGCUGCUUCUGGGCUUUCCAGAGAGUGAAACAAGAGCACCACACCUUGAGGAUCCAACUGGAAUCUUACUUUCAGGACUGGUACGACGUGUCUGAGUGGCAACAGAUUGCCUGA
This is a messenger RNA of Prunus armeniaca (apricot), 447 nucleotides long. The record is from the annotation of a GenBank genome assembly. Lineage: Eukaryota; Viridiplantae; Streptophyta; Magnoliopsida; Rosales; Rosaceae.